Molecule: messenger RNA, 1280 nt
Organism: Oncorhynchus masou masou (cherry salmon)
Lineage: Eukaryota; Metazoa; Chordata; Actinopteri; Salmoniformes; Salmonidae
Product: glutamate receptor-interacting protein 1-like
Exons: 10
Coding region: 186-1280 (364 amino acids)
Biological process (GO): neurotransmitter receptor transport, endosome to postsynaptic membrane
Molecular function (GO): protein binding
Source: RefSeq, a predicted model, not a curated record
ACAACGAGGCUGAGCCGUGGAGGGAGACACGGCGUUGAAUUACACCGGCCACGGAAAAACAAGAAGACUCCGAGACAGUGUGUGGGGGGAUAUGUUCGCAAAGGAAACCUGUAGGCUACUCCUGAGAUUGAAAUGCGCCUGAGAUUUAUCUUUGAGACUUUCUGAAUGCUCAUACCGCUAAAAAGAUGCCGGGUUGGAAGAAGAAUAUCCCCGCCUGUCUUCAGGCUGACCAAGAAGGAGAUUCCUGCUACAAAAGCGACGAAGAAGAUGAGGGGCCAUACACAAAGCACUCCAACCCCUCCAGGCCACCGGAUGGAGCGCUGGCCAUCAGGAGGCAGAGUAUCCCAGAUGAGUUUAAGGGCUCCAGUGUUGUAGAGUUAAUGAAGAAAGAGGGAACCACACUCGGCCUCACUGUGUCCGGGGGCGUCGACAAGGAUGGAAAACCUCGGGUGUCCAACCUGCGCCAGGGAGGCAUCGCUGCUAGGAGUGACCAGCUCAACGUGGGCGACUACAUCAAGUCUGUAAACGGGAUCAACCUGACCAAGUUCCGUCACGACGAGAUCAUUAGCCUGCUGAAGAACGUCGGAGAACGUGUGGUUCUAGAGGUGGAAUACGAGCUGCCACCCGUCUCUGUUCAGGGCUCUGGGCUGAUGUUCAAAAGCGUUGAGGUGACUCUGCACAAAGAAGGCAACACGUUCGGCUUUGUCAUCCGAGGAGGAGCCCACGAGGACAGGAACAAAUCCCGUCCCGUUGUCAUAACGACCAUCAGGCCAGGUGGACCUGCUGACAGGGAGGGUACGGUGAAGCCAGGGGACAGGCUCCUGAGUAUCGAUGGGAUCCGUCUUCAUGGGACGUCCCAUGCAGAGGCCAUGUCCAUCCUCAAACAGUGUGGACAGGAGGCGACGCUGCUCAUCGAGUACGACGUCUCCAUCAUGGACUCCAUAGCCACAGCUUCUGGGCCUCUGCUGGUUGAGGUAGCCAAGUCCCUGGGGUCCAGUCUGGGCCUGGCCCUCAACACCUCCAUGUACUGCAACAAGCAGGUCAUCAUCAUAGACAAGGUCAAGCCCGCAAGCAUCGCAGACAGGUGCGGGGCGCUGCACGCGGGUGACCACAUCCUGUCUGUGGACGGUACCAGUAUGGAGUACUGUACCUUGGCCGAGGCCACCCAGCUGCUCGCCAGCGCCUGUGAACACGUCAAGAUGGAGAUCCUGCCACACCACCAGACCAGGCUGGCCCUCAAGGGCCCUGAACACGGUAUUGACCCUAUCCCUAACCCCUGA